GGGGAGGACAUGGAAGUUUUUGUGAUAAUCUAUGGGUAGAUUUUUCUAUUGUAACAAAUCAAAAUAUUGCCAAAUUGUGAUUAUGUAAGUAUUGUUGAAAUACUAGCGCCUCUUUGCUAGAGAAAAUGUUCCAAUCCAAUGCAGUUUCAUUUUUUCUGAUACAAAAUCGUUUCCUAUUCUUGAGAUUCCAACAAUAUGUCCAAAAUUAAGAAACAAAGGCUGUAUAAAUUCUAGGACACCUAUGAACAGAAGCAUGAAGCAUUUAAAAAGAAAAUGAAAUUGAAUGGGUUUUUUUAAGUUAGGUGGCUAAAUCACACCCUUGCAAAACAGAAAACAGAUACUGACAUGAAAAUUCCAAGUACUUCUGUUAAUGCAUUAAGUACCAUCAUGCACCUUCUAGAUAUGAGACAGCAUACACACACACAAUAUUCUCUCACAUUACAGUAAUAACUUACAAGUGACAACAUACACACUCUACAUACUUUCCCCAAAUCUCUUUCUCAUCAUAUCAUUAGACCAAAAACUCAUGGAUCCUACAUCAAGAAAACAGAAACCCAACCCUUCCUCCACCAUCCAAACCAUCUCCCACCGCUUCUCCCAACUCUACACAAACAACAAGAAACUCGUCUCCCACGACUCAUCAUGCAUCACUCUCACCAAAUCCACCAGCCACCACGCCAGAAACGGCGCCGUUUUAGACAAAAUUGUGGACAAAAACCAGCUGGUGAGGGAGGAGAAGGAUGCCAACGAUUUAAGCAAGCCAUCAUCCAAGAAACACCCCAAAAUGCAAUCUUUCGACAAGAAAAUGAAGUGGUUUCAAUUUCAAGAAGGUGUUGAAGUUGUGAGGGCCAGAAAUUCGCUCUCAUCAAUCCCUCCAACCGUCAAUGGAAGAGGUAGAAGAAAAUCAUUCUGCACCUCACAGGCUGAGCUCGCCGAUUUCCUCCCUCGCAACGGCGUCAAAGUUGUGGCCGUUGAUAUGCCGCCGUUCAUGCAAAUUCACGCCGUCAAUUGUGCAAGAAAGGCGCACGAUAGCUUGGAAAUGUUCACUUCCAAGACUCUAGCUUUCACACUAAAAAAGGAGUUUGAUGGGUUAUAUGGACCUGCUUGGCAUUGCAUAGUAGGGACCAGUUUUGGGUCAUUUGUGACACACUCAGUGGGUGGAUUUAUGUAUUUCUCAAUGGACCAAAAGCUAUACAUCUUGCUCUUCAAGACUGCUGUACACAGGGGUAAAUGAAAAUGAUAUCCAAUCUACACAUGGAGUAUUAAAUAGCACAACAAAUACUAGCAUUUCUCUGGUGGAUUGUUUUUUUUUUAGAUUAGUUUAGAAAGAUGAGAUUUUUAGAAAGAAAUUGGUUGUCUCUCCCCUGUAAUUUUGUACAUUUAUGAAUGUUUCUGAUUAAAGAAUUGGAAGAUGGUAUUCCUCAUUGAAUUCA
Salvia hispanica is the source of this 1433-nucleotide messenger RNA. RefSeq lists its product as uncharacterized. Lineage: Eukaryota; Viridiplantae; Streptophyta; Magnoliopsida; Lamiales; Lamiaceae. The record is from RefSeq and is a predicted model, not a curated record. Gene Ontology annotation, cellular component: cytoplasmic dynein complex. Gene Ontology annotation, molecular function: dynein intermediate chain binding. Gene Ontology annotation, biological process: microtubule-based process.